This is a messenger RNA of Rhinichthys klamathensis goyatoka, 2364 nucleotides long. It is a transcript of the gene glis2b, whose product is annotated as GLIS family zinc finger 2b. The record is from RefSeq and is a predicted model, not a curated record. The transcript has 7 exons. NCBI's taxonomy places the organism in Eukaryota, Metazoa, Chordata, Actinopteri, Cypriniformes, Leuciscidae. The coding region runs from base 246 to 1829 and encodes 527 amino acids. Gene Ontology annotation, biological process: regulation of transcription by RNA polymerase II; smoothened signaling pathway. Gene Ontology annotation, molecular function: RNA polymerase II cis-regulatory region sequence-specific DNA binding; DNA-binding transcription factor activity, RNA polymerase II-specific. Gene Ontology annotation, cellular component: nucleus.
UGAAAAUCAUUAACUAAACCCUUAACAUGCCACACAUAUCACAUCUCUAACCGCACCCCCGUCUGAGAUAGCGCCGCACGGGUAACCUCUCCGCUUCAGGACGCUUGCAAAAAACACCAGACGGCUGGAGAUACUACAGAUUGCACAUUAACUCCUAACGCCGUGACGCAACCUGUUUAUUCCUGUGACCAAUCAGCGCUUUCUUUUUUUCCCUGAGCAAGUCGUUGCCUGUCUGUUUCUUUGGCAUGCCAUCAAAGACCAAAACAAAAAAUGGAGCAUUUGAGAACAUUUCCGAGGACACAGAUCAUUUCAGGACGCAGUUCUGGGUUUCAGGCUCCGGUCCGCAUGCGGUCAUGCUGUCCUUAGAUGAGCCACUGGACCUGAAGGUGCCCAGGGGGCGUGUCGGUGGGCGGGACAGAGGCACCAUGUCUCCGCCCACUCUCACUCCCUCUCCCAUACACGCCAGGGGGGCCGGGCAGCUGCGGAUGGCAGACGACGGUACCGCAGUCAUCAUUCCAGCGUCUCCUGCCUCCCCACACACAGGUGUCCUGCAGGACAAGUCCGAGACCCCCACACCGCCCGCCGUGGACCUCAGCAUGUCCCCGUCCGCCCGCAACCCCGCCUGCUCUCCGGAUCUUUCCAAUGGGAACGGCUCAGCUCACAUUUUCCACGGGGACUCGGCUCAUAUCCGUUAUGUGGAGGGAGGAGCCACAUCUCAAGCGUUCCAGUUCUUUGUGCCCAUUGGAGGAGGAGGAGGGCUUCACCUGCCUUCCUCCAUGUUCAUUCGGCAGCCCAGGGACACAAGAGCUUCUCCAGACCUCUCCGCAGAUGAACAGCUGGCCUGUCGCUGGAGGAAGUGCCACCUACUUUUUGACUCCUUGCAAGACCUGGUGGAUCAUGUCAACGACUUCCAUGUGAAGCCUGAGAAGGAUUCUGGGUACUGUUGCCACUGGGAGGGGUGUGCACGCAAAGGACGGGGAUUCAACGCCAGGUACAAGAUGCUGAUCCACAUCCGCACUCACACCAAUGAAAAACCUCACCGUUGUCCAACUUGCAACAAGAGCUUCUCCCGACUGGAGAACCUCAAGAUUCACAACCGCUCACACACAGGAGAGAAGCCCUACAUCUGUCCUUACGAGGGCUGCAACAAGCGCUACUCCAAUUCCAGUGACCGGUUCAAACACACACGCACACACUAUGUGGACAAGCCCUACUACUGCAAGAUGGUGGGCUGCUUGAAACGCUACACGGACCCCAGCUCCUUGAGGAAGCAUAUCAAAGCUCAUGGGCACUUUGUAGCCCAGGAUCAAGGAGGUCCGGGUGGGGUGGGCUCCUUGAUGAAGCCAGGGCCGAUCGCUGGGGUGGGGAAAGAAUCUGAGCUGACUUACAUCAGCGGGGCCCACAUCAUCAUUCCUGGUGCUGCCGCUGCUCUUUUGGGUGGUCACGGUCUGCAGGGUCUUGGAGGCUCCCUCCCCUUGUCCCCCCUCAGUCCCCGCCCCUUGGACUUGAGCACGCUGGGCUGCCCGAGCUCCCCUUCAGCUGGGCUUGGGGGGACGCCCAUUCUGUCCUUCAGCGGUUCCCCACUUGGCCUAGCCAAGUCACCAUUGCUGUCUCAUACCUUCUCAUCUUCCACCCUGGGGUUGCCCAUGGUUCCCAUUUUGGGCUCGGAGCGCAGGGACCAUGCCAAGGGCAAGACCAGGGGCGAGGAAGGCGAGAACGAGAUCCACAGUGGCGUGCUCAACCUGUCUACGGGAGUGUCCCACGACCCCCUGUCUUGGGUUGUCAUCCCCUCUGGCCAGGUGGUGCUGAAGCCAGCUGUGGUCAACUGAGCAUGACAUUCCAGAAGAACGGCAGGGGAAGGGUGGGGGUGGAACAGGGGUCAGAGGUCAGAGCCAAGCCUGAGGGGGAUUUUCACAAAGCAAAUUCAGUUCUGCAUGGAGGUGACGCCCUCUUCUUCAACUUUUAGUACUAUUUCGGUUCUAAUUUCUACCUUUCAGACAGACACGGCUACCUGUUUCUUGUGGUAAUAACGAGCAAAAUAAAUCAGCUUAACAGUUCGGAAAGAGGCCAAACAUUCACCUCCAUUUCAUUCUCAAUCUGGUUUAUUUUAUUGCCAGGGGUUAGGGGUAUCAAAUCCUGCUACGGGAGGGCCAGCUUCCUGGAGAGUUUAGCUCCAACCUGUUUCAACACACCUGAUUGGAAGUUUCAAGUAAUCCCGAUGACCUAGAUUAAUUGGUCAGUUAAUUCAGGUGUGUUUGAUUAUGGUUGGGGUUAAACCAGAGGUGGACAAUUAUGGCCCUCGAGGUCCACUCUCCUGCAGAUUUAGUUCCAACCCUAACCAAACACACCUGAACAACCUACACA